Molecule: messenger RNA, 1476 nt
Organism: Suillus subalutaceus
Lineage: Eukaryota; Fungi; Basidiomycota; Agaricomycetes; Boletales; Suillaceae
Product: cytochrome P450
Exons: 12
Coding region: 1-1476 (491 amino acids)
Molecular function (GO): monooxygenase activity; iron ion binding; heme binding
Source: RefSeq, a predicted model, not a curated record
AUGGUACAGGGUGUCGUGACUACUAUCAGCAAGCCCGACCGUUUCAAUGGCGUUUAUCACUGUUGCAUGCACCCUUAUUGUCUUGGCCAGCGUCUGGAUCGUGAAGCAACGAUAUCAGGCCACAAGGCGGUUGUCAUUACCGCCUGGACCGCCUGGACAUUGGCUUUUGGAAAUACGAUGCCAGAGUCAUAUGGUGCCGUUUCAAUUCGCGAGGUGGACAGAACAAUACUGGACCCGUGUUCUCGCUCAAACAAGGCCAUAGGAUUUUCGCAUGAAGUGGGUCUCGUCAUAGGCUGCGGUGGAUAUCAUGGAAAAAGAGGGAGCAAAUCUCGCAUGACCGCCCAGCGUUCUAUUGCAGUGCAAGAGACAUUAUCUGGCGGGAUGAGAAUGCUCCUUGAGGGCAGUGGUGACAGAUUGCGCCGGCUGCGCAGGGUCUUGCAUGCAGGCUUGCAACCCAGGGUUGCGGAGACAUAUGAGCCCAUCCAGGCUAGAAAUUCAAAAAAUCUGGUUCUAGAUAUAUUGAAUGAUCCAAAGAAUCACCAGCGUCAUGCCAUGCGUUAUGCAGCUUCCGUCGUCAUGUCCUUCACCUAUGGAAAAACUACUCCGACUUCGUACACAGACCCUGAAAUUGUUGCCGUCCAUAAAUCCCUUGCGCGUUUAGGUCAAGCCGUGAAGCCGGGAGCAUACCUCGUGGAUACGCAUGGCACCAAGAAGAUCUUGCCUCUCUUUAACGGGCAGUUGGACGUGGUGCGAAGGCAGAUGGUUUGUGAUUUUGCCGUUCUGACAGAUGUCCUCGCUCACCCUAAACAGUACCAGCUCGAAGAUAAGGAACUGGCAUACAUUGCAGGAGGAAUGUUUUCGGCCGGUUCUGAUUCGACUGCGUCUGCAAUCACAGUUAUGAUGAUGGCCGCUACCAUUCACACGGACGCACAGGCUCGCGUACAAGAGGAACUUGAUAACGUCGUGGGGCUGCCGACAUUUGGUGAUCAGGAAAUGCUGCCGCAGGUUACCGCGUUCAUACUCGAGAGCAUGAGGUGGAGACCUGUCAGCCUUGGAGGCUUUCCGCAUUGCGCAACCAAGGACAUAAUUUGGAAUAACUACCUCAUUCCUGCAGGUGCGAUUGUCAUUGGCAACCAUUGGGCUAUCGCAAACGAUCCCGAGGUCUUCCCAGAACCGCACAAGUUCAAUCCUCAGCGUUGGAUUGACGAUGCAGGUCGUGUGCGCGAUGAUCUCCGGUUUUUCACUUUUGGCUUUGGUCGCCGAGUCUGUCCCGGUCAACAUGUCGCAAAUCGGUCUAUCUUCAUUAACACGGCUCUUAUUCUCUGGGCUUUCCGUCUUUCUGAGAAUCCUGCAGCAAAGAUUGACACGCUUGCUUUCUCGGAUGCUGCGACUAUACAUGCUGCUCCGUUUGAAAUAUGUUUUGAGAAGAGGAUCGAUGAGAAUUUGAUCAGGGAACUGUGCGCACCUGGGGAGUAA